Mauremys reevesii (Reeves's turtle) is the source of this 1765-nucleotide messenger RNA. RefSeq names its product chromosome 5 C2orf81 homolog (gene C5H2orf81). The record is from RefSeq and is a predicted model, not a curated record. NCBI's taxonomy places the organism in Eukaryota, Metazoa, Chordata, Testudines, Geoemydidae. Bases 78 to 1547 code for a protein of 489 amino acids. The transcript is spliced from 4 exons.
ACGGCCCGGGACGGGGCUGGCGUUGCCUUGGUGACGGGGACGCAGCCCGCGGAAGGGGGGCUCCAGCCGGCUCGAAAAUGACGUCCCGGGACCGUGUGCCUCUCUCCAAGUCACGGGCGGAGAAGUCACGCCCCCCCACGGUACCCAUCCCUCAAGUGGAUAUCGUCCCAGGGCGCCUCUCUGAGUCAGAAUGGAUCUCCCUGGUCACCAUGGAGGAAGGAGAGGAUGGAGUGGGAGAUAUCCUGGAAGGGAUGAUAAACCAAGUGAUGGACGAGUGCUAUAAAGUGUACCUGGCUCGGCAGUGCAUCCCGUUCACCAUCAGCCAGGCACGGGAUGCCAUCCUGCAGAUUGCCGAAUGGCGCUUCCUGGCGCGGGAUGAGGGGGAGGCCACCGUGGAAGAAGAUGCCACCUGGCAGGAGGAGGAAGAGCCAGUGGCCUGUGUCACAGACUCAUGGGCACAGGGCUCAGUCCCCGUCAUGCGAACCAGUCUGACCCUGUUCCCACAGGAGAGAGAGGCGUCUUUGGACAAACUCCCUGAGGAAACACUCUCCCAUGAGGAGACGCGGCCCUCCACAGGAUCCCCCGAGGUGCCAGCAACCCCCCCCUCAGAACAGCCUUCUCAAGAGAGGGGGGCCAAGUCUGCAAAGUCAUCCAAGCCCCAGAAUGUGCUUCCGCAGCCAGCCCCGCCCCCCUCGCCCAAGACCAGAAAAGCAUACAGGGCCCAUCGAGGGCUGCUGCGUUCAGCCAGCCUGAAGAGCAUGGCCAGGCCCCUACAGGAGACUGAGAAGGAGCUGCUCCGGCAGCAGCUCUCACAGACCCUGCCUGAGGAAUCCCCGCAGGAGGAUCUUGGCAGCCUUCACCAGCUCCUGCCCAUGUCAUGCAGCAACCUGCUGAAGAUCCAGAUGGGCAGGCCCCCCAACAUCAAGGGUGUGACGUACGAUGAGUUUGGUACAGUCCUCGCCAUGCCCAAGCUGGACCCAGCCCGUCUACCCAAGUGCUGGAUCAAGCCUCAGGUGGAGGUGCUGGAUCCAGAUGUUGAGGCCAAGCGGCUGGAAGUUCUCAAAACUGUCUCAGGGCGUGGCCAGAGGAGUACCAAGUCCCACAGCCGUGCAGCCCAAGGGCCAGGGCUAGGAGAGCUCAUUAGUGCUAAGCUGCUCCAGGACACGGGGCCCAUGCUGAGUGGUGGGCUGGCCCAGGCUUUCUGUCCGAGCCACGCAGACAAGAGAGCACAGCCUUUGCCUUGCACAGGGAAAAGCCUUGAACCCAGCAGCCAUGUCUACUGGAAACCCAGCAACCUGCUGGACUCCAUUGAGCUGGCCCCAGGAGUGGCCAUCAGGGACAGCAGCAGUGUGAAGCGUGGGCCCCACCAUGGGGCACUCUAUGAAGAGGGAGGGGAAGGGGUCUUCCAAGGAAAGCUCAGGCCCAUCCGCCCCAGAGUGCCACUGCCCGCGGUUGCUGUGGAGCAGCUCAUCCGUGAUCACACGCCCCAGGUCCGGCCAAUGGCUCUGCUCAGAUCGCUCCUGUCAUCGGGGCCAGAGCACUUGUAAGUGGAGCAUACUCCCUGUCCUCCCCUCGGGGACCAGGCCGAGGUGCCGUACCAUCGCACGGCCCGGUACCAUACCCCAGCCUCUCCAGCCAGCGUUGUGUGCAGGGGCGGCUCGCUGCUUGGCUGUGGUAACCAGCUGGUGCGUGUGAUGAGGGACCUGCCUGCGCUGACCUCUCGUCUUCCCCAGCUCUUGGUAACAAUAAAUCCCGAGCACCCACA